Molecule: messenger RNA, 630 nt
Organism: Dovyalis caffra
Lineage: Eukaryota; Viridiplantae; Streptophyta; Magnoliopsida; Malpighiales; Salicaceae
Source: the annotation of a GenBank genome assembly
AUGGCUAGCAACCAAUCAAAUUCCGACAUGUCAUCACAGCAACAAGAACCAAACCAGCAAAGAAAGAAACGCAGAAAACUUACACAUGAAACGACAGAGAGUCGCAUUCAAAACGAUGGCACUGGCGAGAACAAAAACCAGCCUACAGUGAGGUGGCGAACUGACUCGACGAGGCGGAUCUAUUCGUCGAAGCUUCUAGAAGCUCUGCGUCGAUCACGCCGGACAACUCCUCGGAAUGAGAAGACUAGAGAAGUUCGAGAAACCGCUGACAGAGUCCUCGCGGUGGCGGCGAGAGGGAAAACCAGGUGGAGCCGCGCGAUUCUCGCGAAACGCGCGAGGUUUUUGAGAGUAAAGAAAGUGAAGAAACCGAAGGUGACAAAAGAUCGCAAGUUACCGGAGAGAGAGAAGAGGAGGAAGUUUCCGGCUGUCGAGAAGAAAGUGAAGGUUUUGAGCCGGUUAGUUCCUGGUUGCAGGAAAGUCUCGUUUGUAAAUCUUUUAGAGGAAGCGAGUGAUUAUAUUGCGGCUUUGGAGAUGCAGAUUAAGGUCAUGGCCACUCUCAGUGAGAUUCUCAAUGCCGCUGGCGGCGGAGGAGGCGGUGGCGCGGGAGUUGGAGGCGGCUCGUCAAGUUGA